Messenger RNA from Daldinia loculata, 2058 nucleotides. Its product is annotated as amino acid transporter. The transcript has 4 exons. Lineage: Eukaryota; Fungi; Ascomycota; Sordariomycetes; Xylariales; Hypoxylaceae. The record is from RefSeq and is a predicted model, not a curated record. Gene Ontology annotation, biological process: amino acid transport; transmembrane transport. Bases 281 to 1837 code for a protein of 518 amino acids. Gene Ontology annotation, cellular component: membrane. Gene Ontology annotation, molecular function: transmembrane transporter activity.
AUUUUUCUCUUUCUCUACCGGCCUACCCAAGUACCUAAAUCAGCCGUGAUCUUUUUUUGCGACUCGUUCUCGUUCUUUUCUCUUUAUCGUUAUUCUAUUCUUCGUUCAAAUUUAUUCUUUAGCUCAAAAGGAAAUACCAAUCGACAUUGCUAUUAUCGUAUAGACGUUAUUAUAUAAAUGGAGACUUAGUAACAUAUAUUCCUUAUACUCUUUAUAACCGGCGUGUCAUUUAUGAAGCGCCACUCGUUUACUUGAUCGCGUGCUCAAGUCGAAGUAUUAGAUGAUGGCAGAUACCGACAUGAAAAAGCCGGUCAGUACCGCCGACGAUGCGGUCCGUGACUUGCUUAGCGAAGCCGAUGCGGGAUCGGCCGACCAAAUGCUCGUGUCCCUCGGUUACACUCCCGAGCUGUCGCGGAAUCGGUCCACUCUACAGGUUGCUUUCAUGUCUUUCGUCCUGGCAUCGAUUCCGUAUGGUUUAGCUACGACUCUCUAUUACCCUCUGGUCGGAGGCGGACCGGUCAACAUCAUCUGGGGAUGGGUUGCUGUGUCGAUGAUUAUUAUUUGUGUUGCCGCGUCGCUCGGCGAAAUUACGAGCGUAUAUCCAACUGCCGGUGGUGUUUAUUACCAGACGUUCAUGCUGGCACCUCCUCGCUGGCGUCGCAUUGCUGCUUGGACCUGUGGUUGGCUUUACGUGGUCGGAAAUGUUACCAUUACCUUAGCCGUCAACUUCGGCACGACGUUAUUUUUGAUCGGAUGCGUCAAUGUGUUUGAGACUGCGGAUGGUCAAGCUGUGCUCGCCGGUGAAUCCUAUCAAGUCUUCCUCAUCUUCCUAGCCAUUACGCUUCUUUGCAAUGCCGUUUCGUCGCUAGGCAAUAAAUGGCUACCUAUUCUCGACACCUUUGCAAUUUUUUGGACCUUUGCUGGUGUUAUUGCUAUCAUGGCCUGCGUCUUGGCCAUUGCUAAGGAAGGUCGCCGCGAUGCCAGUUGGGUAUUCACGCAUUUCGAGGCUAACUCUGGCUGGACACCCGGUUGGUCUUUCAUCGUCGGUCUCUUACAUGCCGCCUACGCUACUUCUUCUACCGGCAUGAUCAUCUCCAUGUGCGAAGAGGUCCGAGCGCCGGCUACGCAGGUACCCAAGGCCAUGGUAUUGACGGUGUGCAUCAACACCGUAGCUGGGUUGAUGUUUAUGAUUCCGUUAGUGUUUGUUCUUCCCGAUAUUCAAGGACUCAUCGUGCUCGCGCAACCCGUCCCGGCGAUUAUCAAGAGCGCAAUAGGAAACUCCGGGGGCGCAUUCGGUCUGCUAAUUCCUCUCCUCGUUUUGGCGCUCAUAUGCGGCAUCGGCUGCACGACUGCCGCAUCGCGGUGCGUCUACGCAUUUGCUCGCGACGGCGCCAUUCCCGGCUCAAAGUGGUGGAAGCAAAUCAACCAUAACCUCGACGAUGUUCCCUUGAACGCGAUGAUGCUCAGCAUGGUUGUUCAGAUCAUCCUCGGCCUUAUCUACUUCGGCUCGUCGGCUGCUUUCAAUGCUUUCUCGGGCGUCGGAGUUAUUGCGCUGACGGCGUCUUAUGCUACGCCGAUCGUUGUCAGUAUGCUCAAUGGACGCCAGACCGUCCGCACCGGCAGCUUCUACCUAGGCCCGAUCGGAUGGUUUUGUAACAUCGUGUCUCUAUGCUGGUCUCUAUUGGCCAUUCCGUUAUUCUGUAUGCCAACUACCGUUCCGGUGCUGGAUCCUUCUCUUAUGAACUACGCUUCGGUGGUCUUUGUAGGAUUUACGGCAAUUUCGGCUGGAUGGUAUUUCGCCUGGGGCCGUAAGAACUACUCCGGCCCUCCGACGUGAUUUUUCGAACUUUUAGAUACAGAGCGUGGGUUUGUCCGCCUUGUGUGCAUCUCGAUCUGCCCGUGCCUUGUCGCCCUAUGCUCGCUAUUCAGAUGUGAUACCCAAGAGAGUGAAAGAUUGCGAUCAAUAUUGUGUGCGGACAAGAGUUGUGAUGAAUAUUAAUGGCGAUAGUUCACGAGCCGAUACACCAUACGAGCUCCGGCGAGUACAGCCACAUUAUA